AGAUGCCAGACAACAUGACGGACCAGGAGGAGCAGGAGGUGCGGUGCCUCCAGCUGCGUGCCCAUGACCAGGGGGUGACUUGUCCAGCCACCUGGGACUCGCUGCUUUGCUGGCCGCCAACCGCCCCCGGCACUCUUGUCAAACUCCCGUGCUUCUCCGAGCUGAAUGGAAUCAAGUACGAUACCACACAGAACGCUAGCAGAUGGUGUCACAAUGAUGGGGUAUGGGACAACCUCACAGACUACACGGCUUGUUUGUCGCAGCCGAGGCCGGAACUGGAAAUGCCAUCGGACACUGGAGUGGAGGUUGCGACAACGAUAUACGCUGUGGGGUACUCUGUUUCCCUCAUGGCUCUAGCUGUUGCUGUAUGGAUCUUUAUUUUCUUUAAGGAUCUUCAAUGUCUGAGGAAUACAAUCCACAGUAACCUCAUGUGUACUUACAUUCUUGCGGACUCCAUGUGGAUUCUCAAUAUGUUGCUACAGGGAUCGAUCCAGAACGACUUAACGGCCUGCACCAUCGUCUUCCUGCUGCACUACUUCUACCUGACCAGCUUCUUUUGGAUGUUCGUUGAAGGUCUGUAUCUGUACCUCCUAGUCGUGGAGACUUUCACUAGAGAAACUGUCAAGUUGAGAGUGUAUGCUUCCAUUGGUUGGGGUACUCCAAUGGUUAUUGUGCCGGCUUGGGGAAUUGUAAAGAGCUUCUUUGUACACCCUCAAGACGAUUCUCAGAGCCACGGAGUAUCGGCAAGUGGCCAUUGCACCUGGCUGACGUCACCACACCCUUACGACUGGAUCUACCAGACCCCUGUGUUCACCGUGCUAGGACUGAACCUUCUGUUUCUCGUCCGCAUCAUGUGGGUGCUGAUAACAAAACUGCGCUCAGCAAACAACGCGGAGACUCAGCAGUACCGGAAAGCCAGUAAGGCGUUGAUCGUGCUGAUUCCGCUGUUGGGCAUCACGUACAUCCUGGUGAUCGUGGGGCCGACUCAAGGGGUGCCCGCCAACAUCUACGCCUUCCUCAGGGCGAUCCUGCUCUCCACCCAGGGGUUCGCUGUAGCGCUGUUCUACUGCUUCCUCAACUCUGAGGUGCGCAACACCAUGAGGCACCGUCUGGAGAGAUGGAAGGAGUCGAGGGACCUGGGUGCGGGAGGUCGCAGGUUCACGUACACUAAAGACUGGUCCCCUAACACCAGGACUGAGAGCAUCAGACUUUGCCACAGCCUUCACUCCACAGCCAAUCAUUACCGUAAGCGGGAAUCAACCGUGAGUGAAACCACGUUGAUGACCAUGGUCGGAACCGGAACCGGCACCGGAUCAGCCCGUGUCAGCAACGGUUCUGUAGGUCCCACGUCAGCCCUAACUAUGCGGACUUCCAUUAGUCCCCACCACGACAGUCCAGAGAACGCCGUCUAAACGGCACGGUGAACUAUAGCCUAUACAGUAUCUGCUGUGUGUCGCAUCUUUCAAUAUUUUGUGUCCCCUAAACUGGAAAAAGACUCGUAAUGAGUCCUACUAUUAUCAAUCAAAUGGCAUUCCGUGUUUCUUAUUUUCUGCUAAAAAAUUGCCAAAAUAAUAUU
Molecule: messenger RNA, 1576 nt
Organism: Homalodisca vitripennis (glassy-winged sharpshooter)
Lineage: Eukaryota; Metazoa; Arthropoda; Insecta; Hemiptera; Cicadellidae
Product: diuretic hormone receptor-like
Exons: 11
Coding region: 3-1412 (469 amino acids)
Biological process (GO): cell surface receptor signaling pathway; adenylate cyclase-modulating G protein-coupled receptor signaling pathway
Cellular component (GO): plasma membrane
Molecular function (GO): G protein-coupled peptide receptor activity; peptide hormone binding; diuretic hormone receptor activity
Source: RefSeq, a predicted model, not a curated record